This is a messenger RNA of Condylura cristata (star-nosed mole), 1691 nucleotides long. It is a transcript of the gene MTERF2, whose product is annotated as mitochondrial transcription termination factor 2. Gene Ontology annotation, molecular function: double-stranded DNA binding. NCBI's taxonomy places the organism in Eukaryota, Metazoa, Chordata, Mammalia, Eulipotyphla, Talpidae. Bases 332 to 1489 code for a protein of 385 amino acids. The transcript is spliced from 3 exons. The record is from RefSeq and is a predicted model, not a curated record. Gene Ontology annotation, cellular component: mitochondrial matrix. Gene Ontology annotation, biological process: regulation of DNA-templated transcription; termination of mitochondrial transcription.
UCUGCGGAGGAAGUUCGGCAGCCGCCCGGGACACGUCUCCGGACCGUGGCCUGCCCCCGACCUCGCGCACACCAGGCACCGCCGCGGGGAGGAGGAAGGACCCCGGGAGGGCUGAAGGACGGAGCUAGCGCCCGGAACUCGCAGUGCCUCGCGCGGAGCGGACGCCCACAGGGAGGUAACAAGAUCCCAUUUGAGAAGAAACUGGAGAGAAGCCCAUGUGGAUUCACUGACUUCCUGGACAAGGACAGGAUCUUUGGGGAGAACCUGUAAGGUUUGAUGUGUACACUCUUUGAGCCCCGGGAUAGUAGGAGUUAGCCAAUGGAUUGCAGGCAUGUUGUGGAAGUUAAUACUGAGGUCCCAGUCCUGCAGGCUGUAUUCUUUCAGAAAAACGCUAUCAACUCCAAAACACAGACCUCUCUUAGCAACCUGUACUUAUACAACCAGUAAGCAAUCAGACAAAGAAAAUAAGAAGACCGUGGAAAGGCUCUAUAAAUUAUCUGUUGACAUUAGGAAAAUUCGCAGAUUGAAAGCAUGGGUACUUUUGGAGGAUAAAACCUAUGUUGAAGAAAUCGCAAAUAUUUUACAACAACUAGGUGCUGAUGAAGCUACUGUGGCCAGUAUUUUGGAACGCUGCCCAGAAGCAGUCGUCUGUAGUCCAACUGCUGUUAACACUCAGAGCGAACUCUGGCAGUUGGUCUGCAAAAACAAUGAAGAGUUAGUCAAGUUAAUAGAACAGUUUCCAGAAUCCUUUUUCACUGUGAAAGACCAUGAAAACCGGAAGCUGAAUGUACAGUUCUUUCAAGAGUUGGGACUCAAAAAUGUGGUAAUUAGCAGAUUUUUGACAACUGCACCGAAUAUUUUCCAGAGUCCUAUUGAGAAAAAUAAGCAAGUUAUAAAGAUUCUCCAAGAGAGUUACCUACAGUUAGGUGGCUCUCAGGCCAAUAUGAAAGUUUGGCUCCUAAAGUUAUUAAGCCAGAACCCAUUUAUUUUGUUAAAUUCUUCUGCAGUUGUAAAGGAAACAUUAGAGUUUCUUCAGGAACAAGGCUUCACAAACACUGAAAUUCUACAACUCCUGUCCAAACUCAAGGGGUUUCUUUUUCAGCUUUGCCCCAGAAGUAUACAAAACAGUCUUUCCUUUUCUAAAAGUGCUUUUAAAUGCACAGAUGAUGACCUGAAGCAAUUAGUUUUGAAAUGUCCUGCCCUUUUAUAUUAUUCUGUUCCAGUUUUAGAAGAGAGAAUUCAGGGGCUAAUGAAAGAAGGAAUUUCCAUAGCUCAAAUAAGAGAGGCACCAAUGGUUCUUGAACUAACACCACAGAUAGUACAGUACAGGAUAAAGAAACUGAAUUCCUUAGGUUAUCAAGUAAAGGAUGGACAUCUGGCAGAUCUCAAUGGGACGAAAAAGGAGUUUGAGGCUAACUUUGGUAAGAUUCAAGCUAAAAAAGGAAGGCCGUUAUUUAACCCUGUGGCCCCCCUGAAUGUUGAAGAGUGAUUGCUGACUUGUGCUUCUUUCCAGCCGGCAAAGUGAAACUGAGUAGCACAGACUCAAGUGACUGAGGUGCCAGCUCAUAUGCUCCAGUAAUUUUAAAACCUGACAUAGCUUCUGAGUUAUUACCUGUAAUUAACAUAUUUUAAAAUAUAAAUUGUAUUUAUUUUAAAUAAAGUUGAGCUAUAUCCAAAAAUCUCUCUGUGCU